AGAAAAAUCAAAAUAAUAAAUAAACAACGAAACGUGUCCGGAAAGGAAACGCCCAUUUUCUGUUGAAUUACAAUUAUUACCUAGCCCCAGAAAUGAGUGAACAUGAAUACUAUGGAGGAGUUGAAGGAGGAGCCACAAAGUCUAAGAUGGUUUUGAUCAGAUCUGAUGGAAAGAUUGUUGCAUGGAGUGAAGGACCAUGUACUAAUCAGUGGCUGAUUGGUCAAGAGGAAUGUCUGAAACGAGUGAAUGAUAUGACACAGGAAGCUAAGAAAUCUGCUGGGUUAGAUUCAGAUAAACCAAUUAAAUCUUUGGGUUUAUGUAUGAGUGGAGCUGACCAGAAAGAAGCACAACAACAGUUGAUAGAUGGAAUGAAGUCAAAAUAUCCCAAUGCAAGUCAAGAUGUGUCUGUAUCUAGUGAUACAACGGGUGCCAUAGCAACAGCUACUGCAUUAGGGGGCAUAGUGCUUAUUUCAGGAACUGGGUCUAAUUGCCAGUUAAACAAUGAAGAUGGAAGCAUGUAUAGGUGUGGUGGUUGGGGUCAUCUCCUUGGUGAUGAAGGAUCAGCUUACUGGAUUGCACAGAGAGCAAUAAAGACCAUAUUUGACCAUGAGGACAAUCUUUGUGUAUGUCCAUUUGAUUGUACAUAUGUGUGGAAUACCAUCAAGACAUAUUUUAAGAUACAAGACAGGAACCAAAUACUUGGAAGUUUCUACACAAAUUUUGACAAGUCGUUCAUCGCAGGGAUGUGUAAAGAAUUAGCAAGAGGUGCUUCAGAAGAGAAGGAUAAAUUAUGUUUACAGUUAUUCUGUGAUGCAGGAGAUAUUCUUGCCAGACAUAUUGUUGGCUUGGAACCAAAGAUAGACCAGUCUCUGCUGGAUGGAGAAAAUGGUCUGAAUAUUGUGUGUGUUGGUUCUGUAUGGAAGAGCUGGGAUCUUCUACAACAAGGAUUUACAAAUGUUUUAAAGACAAAUUGUGACAGAAUACAAAAAUUUUGUCUCCUUGAUCUGACCCAAUCAGCAGCUUUAGGAGCAGCCUGUCUCGGUGCCAAAGACGUUCAGUUUACACUUCCCAUGGACUAUAGUGCUAAUGCAACAAUCUUACAUAAAGCUGUAUUAUGAUAGAUGAUUGGAACAUCAAGAGAAUAAACAGUUUUCGGACCAAUCUACAUUACCAAUGGACAAAUAGUUUUAAUGCUAGUAUUACAAAAAAUAUUAUUCAAUGCUUCAGGGACAUAUUUCGUACCAUGCUGAAUGAUCUAAAACUUUUAAUGGCACAGAUGUUGAUGUAAUUUUUUUAGUAAAAAAUAUGAUAAAAUGUUUAUAAUGAACCUGAAAAUCUAUGUAAGUUGAUACACUGUAUAUCAAACUAAAACAAAAAAGAAUUAUAUAAGAAAAGUUUUUUGCUUAUAAUGCUGUCUUGUCAUACUAAUUAUGUGCUCCUAGCUUAAUGUUUUUUGUAUUAACCAAAUUUGGAUAAUUUUUGAAUUCUUUGUAAAAGAUUUUACACCAUUGGAAAAAUUAUCUAACAAAUUGUUUUUAUGAUAAUGUCUACCAUACCAUUAUGCAUCUUCUGAUUACCUAGUGAUUUAGGCCAUUAAAUUAAAUUUAUAAGAGUUCUUUAAAAAGACACGCUGCAUACAAAUUGUAAAAAGAUGUUGUCAUGAUCACUUAAACUAUACAAUAUUCGGAGACAAACUUCUAGGAAUAUGAAAUUCAUGAAUUAGAGGUGUUUAAUUUAACAAGUAUGGCACUAUACAUUUUGUAAAUGCUUAAAUAAUGUUUUUACGAAGGAUUUACAAAAAUUUAAGACAAUUUGCAACAGAACUUAAAAUGUUUGUCUCCUUGACCCUAAUCAUUUGGUCUCAGUGAAAAGUUGUCUCAUUGACAAUCAUACCACCUCUUCUUAUUUUUAUAGUUAUAGAUACAAAAUAGGCUUCUUUGAUCUUUAAUGCUAACAAAAGGCGGUUUUUGGACAUAGUUCUUGGUGCUAUUAUUUUUAAUUGAUAUACUUUUGCUAAGGAUUUUAUACAGUUAAAUGUGUUAUUUAUUGAUUUUGAGUUAUAGUUCAAUGAGCCAAGGGGUUCACUGAGCCAAGGUUGUAUUGCAAAGUUGUAUAAAAAAAAAAAAAAAAAAAUUUAACGAUAAAAAAUAUUUUAUUCAAUUAUUUCCUGAUAUAUCAAAAUUUGUGUCAUAGACAAUUUACUGUAUCUUGCCCUUUAGGGAACUCUACCAACAAGACAUUUAGGAGUGUCAUUAGUUAUUUAUUUAAUAGAAUUAAAUAAGACUUUAUAUUUUAUGAUAUCAUUAAUUAUAUUAUGUAGUGCUUUCUGUCUCUGACUUUACUAGCUUUGCUUAACAUUGCCAGUUGUAAUUUUAAUGUAUAUUUUGUUUUUAAGUUUGUUAUGCAAUUGUAUGGGUCAUUGUAUAUAUAUUUAUAAGCCACAUGAAUCUAUAAGAUUAAAAAAUUCAGCUCUUAAUCAAAUGGUGAAAUCCUAAUUCAGUCAUCUCUUACAUUUAAAAAAACAAUGAGCAAUAUGUUGAUAUUAUUAUGUUUUGUUCUAUUUUAAUUGUGAUGACUUUAUACAUAGCAGGGGAAGGUGCAAUGCAACUUUUAUCAGUUUUUGAAAUGCUAAUAACAUAAUGUGUCUGAGGACAUUGAACAUUGAACAUACAUUUUUAAAAGUUUUAAGUGUGAAUAUAAUAUUUCUCCAUUCAAAACUCAAGGAUUAGAUACUUGAUAAACCUUGGUAAAUUAAACAUUUUUUAUUGGUCUGUCUCGAUAAGUGUUACCAUUUAUCAAUGAAGAAAAACUUUACUAAAAAAUGCCUUUCUAGGUUCUGCCAUAUAGCAUUACUGUAAAUUCAGAAUUUAUUGUGUGCAUUUAUUAUUGUGAUUUUGUAAUUUUAGACCAAAAUGCGAGUUCAAUUCAUUCUAUUAAAACCUGUCCCAAUUUUAGCAAUAAUAAAACCUCACAAUAAUGUAUAAAUUUACAGUAGUUACUUUCUGGGAUAUUAACCUUUUAGUUUCUAUAUAUGAUAAUAAUAUGAUAGCUAGUAAAGGUUAUGGUACAUUAUUCAAGGAAAAGUAGAGGCUAGAGAUGAGGAAAGAAUAAUCAAUUCAAUGUCAAAUUUGUUGAUAAUAUUGCUUGAUAAUGAAUUUACAAUUUUACAUAUAACAUGUUAAUUAGACUAUGUUAGACUUGUAGUAAAGCAAUUUAAAUAUU
Messenger RNA from Mytilus trossulus (common blue mussel), 3222 nucleotides. RefSeq names its product N-acetyl-D-glucosamine kinase-like. The record is from RefSeq and is a predicted model, not a curated record. NCBI's taxonomy places the organism in Eukaryota, Metazoa, Mollusca, Bivalvia, Mytilida, Mytilidae. The coding region runs from base 93 to 1118 and encodes 341 amino acids. The transcript has 10 exons. Gene Ontology annotation, molecular function: N-acetylglucosamine kinase activity.